AGAAUGGAGCCCCAACACUCCUCCAUCUACAAUCAUACAAACCUUUAUUCUAAGUUCUGAUGGCUCUGCGAUCAUUCUCCUACGAUGUGUUCCUCAGCUUCCGAGGGGAAGAUACUCGUUAUGGUUUCACUGGCAAUCUCUACAAUGUCCUCCGGGAAAGGGGAAUUCACACCUUCAUUGAUGACGAGGAGCUCCAGAAAGGGGAUGAAAUCACCACAGCACUUGAGGAGGCAAUUGAGAAGUCCAAGAUUUUCAUCAUCGUGCUCUCUGAAAACUACGCAUAUUCCUCCUUUUGCUUAAACGAACUCACUCACAUCCUUAACUUUACUGAGGGGAAGAAUGAUCCGUUGGUUUUGCCAGUUUUUUAUAAAGUGAAUCCUUCAUAUGUCCGACACCACAGAGGUAGUUUUGGAGAAGCACUGGCUAAUCAUGAAAAGAAGUUGAACUCUAAUAACAUGGAGAAACUUGAGACGUGGAAGAUGGCUCUGCGCCAAGUGUCUAACAUUUCUGGCCAUCAUCUCCAACAUGAUGGUAAUAAAUAUGAAUACAAGUUCAUUAAGGAGAUAGUUGAAUCGGUGUCUAGCAAGUUUAAUCGUGAUCAUUUAGAUGUUCCGAAUGUCCUGGUUGGGCUAGAGUCACCGGUGCGACAAGUAAAGUCGCUUCUGGAUGUUGGACGUGAUGAUGUCGUCCACAUGGUGGGGAUCCAUGGACUCGCCGGAGUGGGUAAAACAACACUUGCUGUCGCAGUCUAUAAUUCCAUUGCUGAUCAUUUUGAAGCUUCUUGCUUUCUAGAAAAUGUGAGAGAAACUACCAAUAAGAAGGGGUUAGAAGAUCUCCAAAGUGCCUUUCUUUCUAAAACAGCUGGAGAAAUUAAGUUAACAAAUUGGAGAGAAGGAAUUACCAUAAUAAAGUGUAAGCUCAAGCAAAAGAAGGUUCUUCUGAUUCUAGAUGAUGUUGAUGAACAUAAACAGUUACAAGCGAUUAUUGGCAGCCCUGAUUGGUUUGGUCGUGGUAGUAGAGUCAUCAUCACCACUCGAGACGAACAUUUGUUAGCGCUUCACAAUGUUAAAAUAACAUAUAAGGUGAGAGAGUUGAAUGAGAAACAUGCUCUUCAAUUACUUACUCACAAGGCUUUUGAGUUGGAAAAAGAAGUUGAUCCAAGUUACCAUGAUAUUUUGAAUCGAGCGAUAACUUAUGCUUCAGGCCUCCCAUUAGCUCUAGAAGUAAUAGGUUCCAACUUACUUGAAAAAAGUAUAGAAGAAUGGGAAUCUGCUCUAGAUGGAUAUGAAAGAAUUCCUGAUAAAAAGAUCUAUGACAUACUUAAAGUAAGCUAUGAUGCUUUGAAUGAAGAUGAGAAAAAUAUUUUUCUUGACAUUGCUUGUUGCUUCAAAGCUUAUAAAUUGGAAGAGCUCCAAGAUAUACUUUAUGCUCAUUAUGGUCAUUGCAUGAAAUAUCAUAUUGGGGUGUUGGUUAAAAAAUCUCUGAUAAACAUUCAUGGGUCAUGGGAUUAUAAGGUCAUGAGAUUGCAUGACUUGAUAGAAGACAUGGGUAAAGAAAUUGUCCGAAGAGAAUCACCAACAAAUCCUGGGAAACGUAGCAGGUUAUGGUCCCAUGAGGAUAUAAAUCAGGUUUUACAAGAAAAUAAGGGGACUAGUAAGAUUGAAAUCAUAUGUAUGAAUUUUUCCUCAUUUGGAGAAGAAGUAGAAUGGGAUGGAGAUGCCUUCAAGAAGAUGAAAAAUCUCAAAACACUUAUCAUCAAGAGUGAUUGCUUUUCCGAAGGUCCCAAGCAUCUUCCUAAUACUUUAAGAGUAUUGGAAUGGUGGAGAUGUCCUUCACAGGAUUGGCCACAUAAUUUUAACCCAAAGCAACUUGCUAUAUGCAAGUUACCCGAUAGUAGCUUUACAUCAGUCGGGUUGGCCCCAUUAUUUGAAAAGAGGCUCGUGAAUUUGACAAGUUUAAUUUUGGACGAGUGUGAUAGUUUAACAGAGAUACCAGAUGUAUCUUGUCUCUCAAAUUUGGAAAAUUUGUCAUUUAGAAAGUGUCGGAAUUUAUUUACAAUUCACCAUUCAGUUGGUUUAUUGGAAAAGCUUAAAAUCUUGGAUGCUGAAUGUUGCCCAGAGCUUAAGAGUUUUCCACCGUUGAAGUUGACCUCUCUUGAAAGGUUUGAACUUUGGUAUUGUGUCAGUCUCGAGAGUUUUCCUGAAAUAUUAGGAAAAAUGGAAAAUAUAACACAACUUUGCUUGUAUGAAUGUCCCAUAACAAAACUCCCACCUUCAUUUCGAAAUCUUACUCGGCUUCGAUCCUUAAGUCUUGGACACCAUCACCAAACUGAGCAGUUAAUGGACUUUGAUGCUGCCACCCUCAUUUCGAACAUCUGCAUGAUGCCAGAACUGGAUGGUAUUUCAGCUCACAAUUUGCAAUGGAGGCUAUUGCCUGAGGAUGUUUUGAAAUUGACCUCAGUCGUGUGUUCAAGCGUUCAAUCUCUUACUUUGAAACUGUCAGAUGAGCUUCUUCCGCUAUUUCUCUCAUGUUUUGUAAAUGUGAUUGAUUUAGAGCUAUCAGGGAGUGAAUUCACAGUUAUUCCCGAAUGCAUCAAAGAAUGCCGCUUUCUAUCUACCCUUACUUUGGAUCGUUGCGAUCGUCUUCAAGAAAUUAGAGGGAUUCCUCCAAACUUGAAAACUUUCUCUGCAAUGGAUUCCCCAGCCUUGACUUCCUCAAGCAUAAGCAUGUUGCUGAAUCAGGAACUGCAUGAGGCUGGAGACACCGACUUUAGUUUGCCAAGAGUACAGAUUCCACAGUGGUUUGAGCACAAGAAUCCGGGACGGCCAAUUCGUUUCUGGUUCCGUAACGAUUUCCCAGCCAUAGUUGCUUGCAUUGCUAAGUCAGAUUUUCAGGGAGUUUUCGAUUAUCCAGAUCUCAGCGUGUUCAUUAAUGGAAGGGAACAUAAACAUUACGGUCGUACCCCUGUCCUUGAAAAACCUUGUACAGUUCUUUUUCAUCUUCUAAUAGAAGAUGAUUUAGAUGUAUCACUGUUAGAGAACGAAUGGAACCGUGCAGAGAUUGUAUGUUAUGGUUCAUGGGACGAAUGCGGAAUCCAUGUAUUGAAAGAGCUAAGUAGCAUGGAGGAUAUUCGAUUCACUGAUCCUUUUAGAAAAGAAAAAUUUGUAGUUCAGAGGUUGCGGUUCGGGAAAAAGCAAAGGUUAGCAAGAGUGAAGUUGUUGAGACACAAUUUGUAGAGCAGCAACAACAUGUGGGUUUUUUGUCACACGUGUGGAACUGGGCACUAUCACUUGUAAUUUCUUGCUGCUCAGGCAAUCAAUAAUUGAAAGAGGAAUCAAGUUCAGGAGU
Messenger RNA from Glycine soja, 3348 nucleotides. RefSeq names its product TMV resistance protein N-like. Lineage: Eukaryota; Viridiplantae; Streptophyta; Magnoliopsida; Fabales; Fabaceae. Gene Ontology annotation, biological process: defense response; signal transduction. Bases 60 to 3236 code for a protein of 1058 amino acids. Gene Ontology annotation, molecular function: ADP binding. The record is from RefSeq and is a predicted model, not a curated record. The transcript has 5 exons.